Molecule: messenger RNA, 613 nt
Organism: Mastomys coucha (southern multimammate mouse)
Lineage: Eukaryota; Metazoa; Chordata; Mammalia; Rodentia; Muridae
Product: glutathione S-transferase Mu 2
Exons: 3
Coding region: 8-262 (84 amino acids)
Biological process (GO): glutathione metabolic process
Molecular function (GO): glutathione transferase activity
Source: RefSeq, a predicted model, not a curated record
UGAGAAGAUGAAGCUCUAUUCUGAGUUUCUGGGCAAGCAGCCAUGGUUUGCAGGGAACAAGGUCACCUAUGUGGAUUUCCUAGUUUAUGAUAUCCUUGAUCAGCACCGUAUAUUUGAACCCAAGUGCCUGGACGCCUUCCCAAACCUGAAGGAUUUCAUGGCUCGUUUUGAGGGCCUGAAGAAGAUCUCUGACUACAUGAAGAGCAGCCGUUUCCUCUCCAAGCCAAUCUUUGCAAAGAUGGCCUUUUGGAACCCAAAGUAGGACUACAGAGCCCAGACCUGAGGGAUUACUCAAGAGUGCCUGGCUGGCUCUGGCUCCCACCACACCAAGAGCAGCUUUCUCCUCCUUUCCUCUCCCUAGUCCUCCAUUUCCUCUUCCCAGCCCUUCCCUCAGGCAAGCCUCUGGGGUCCUUGGGCUCUCCAUUUUUGCAUUAGUCUGCUCCUACCCUGUCUUUGCCCUGCAUCCAGCCCUUCUCUUAGUGAUGGUUGGAGGAAUGUACCAGACUCGAGAAUCCUCAUCCUGGCCUGAGAGAUUAGAUCUGCCUGUGUGCUGCCCUGGUCCUCAGAGUGAGCGGCUAAGCCCCAUUUGAUUCACAAUAAAGUGUGAACCACA